Messenger RNA from Exophiala xenobiotica, 3196 nucleotides. RefSeq lists its product as uncharacterized. NCBI's taxonomy places the organism in Eukaryota, Fungi, Ascomycota, Eurotiomycetes, Chaetothyriales, Herpotrichiellaceae. Bases 337 to 2010 code for a protein of 557 amino acids. The transcript has 2 exons. The record is from RefSeq and is a predicted model, not a curated record.
GGUCAAGGGUUCCUGCAGUAGAGGCUGCUCCAAUGAAGCCGAAGCUUGACUGUUUCGAUGUGCAUCCAGAUUCCGUGACCCCAAUGAGACAUUCACAUCUCGUACGACCACCAGGUGGACAACCCGUGUCCAGAAAACUCGCAUACGUGCUAUCUUGAUCUAAAGUGAAGUCGAAUCCAUCCAAAAGUUCUUCUCUUUGCUCCCCUCGAGACUCCAAGGUUGACAUUAUUAGGUCUGUGGCUUUGCGACCGGAGCCCUUUUCCUUCCAGUCCUGCAAUUUGGUGUCUGUUGCCCGUUGAAGACCCCGACGUGUGGACUCAGGCUCUCAGCUUCAGCAUGUCUGUAGCAAGCGGUUCUCCACCUUCUCCGUCAACAGAUGGGCUUCCACCUUCAUCCUAUGACGGGAGCCAUUUGCCCUGGCGGACGUUUCGACAAGAAGUACUAUCACCUCACAGUAUCCGCGUGCUUGAAACCCCGCCAAAAGAGCGCAUUCCAGCAUCAUUUCUCAAAAUCAUCGAAACGGCAAGUCAGGACACAGCACGAUUUGACAACCAAAAGACCUCCUUCUGGAACCAGGUCUUGACGGGACGAGGCUUUGGUCCUUCGCCGUUGUUUCCUCCAAAUCUCCUUCCGCCUAUCGAGAAAGAGUCAUGUCUCGCACGAUGCAUGGUCCCCUCCUUCAGUCGAGAGGCACUCCCGGACAGAGCGAUGAACCGACUUGGACCUCUUUACGAAUUGUCGGUACCACAUCCAGGACUCGGAUGCGGCUUUUCAGCACAAGGUUUCACGACGCAAGAACUGGCAUGCCUUCCGCACUGGCUCCAAGUAACGGGAACGAUGGUGCAUUUUAACACAGGUUAUGUCUCUCCUGGCGCAACUAUGUACUGCCCAUUUCUCACCUUCGAACGAGCCUACGGCAACAAUCAGCACCGUGUGGAAUCCGCGAACAAUCAGUGCGCCAUUGGUGGAGCAUACUCCGCCCGAGCCCUGCAAAUGCUGUAUGCCAGAGCGUGGAAAGGCGAAAUGAUGCCUGAACUUCCGGUAACCUUCUCCUGCACCAUCGACAACAGCUUCGCCUUACUCAAUCUUCACUGGAUAGACCAUGGCCAGGCUUACUGUAUGGCACCACUCUGUCAAUUUGACCUAAGCAAGGAUGUUCACUUCAGCAAAUUCCUGGUGUGGAUCCAAGCAAUCGGCGACUGGGCGCUGACCCAUGUUCUGCCGCUCGCCAAAGAAGCUGUCCAUCGCCUCCAAACAGCUACCAGUGUUCCUCCUACACCUGGAGUGCACCCCGCCAAACUUAGACUAGACACUCGAAUGAACAACAAUGAGCUCAUCAUGUCGUCGUUGAAGACUGCGUUUGAUGAUAUUCCCUGGCGCUUCGACGGUGAUGAUUAUACACCAAGCUGCAGCAGUACCGCUAGCUGGGGCAGUCCCAUGGUGACUGAGGUCACAUUUCAGAAUGUCAAUUACCCAGCCGUCCGGCCUCCGCGUAGCAAUACGAUGGAUCCUUCCACACUCGCCAGGAAGCGCAGCGCAAAAGCCAACCCCGGCCCGGCCACACCACCGCCCGCAUAUUUACAGAACCAGGAUAUGGUCUGGCAGAAACGAUUCAAUCAUGCUAUGGACGAAAUUCGCGAGCUGCAGCAGCAAAUGCAAACUCUAAAGAGAGAUUUAGGCACUACCCAGACAGCGCUGCGUGAUGAGAUGAUCUCAACCAAGUCUGGUAGCGAAUCGAGUACGCUAUCAACGCCGAUAGUGGCAUCAUCAAGUCAGAUUGCAGCUACCGUGAAGUCCUCCCCACGCUUGAUCACGAUCAAAGUGUGGCGGUGCGCGAGUUUUGCACUGACAGGAUACAUUCUGUCGUCUUUCAUUCCCAACAUGAUGGUACGAACCGCAGCAUGGGGCUGUAUCGCGAACGCCUGCGCGUUUGCUUUCGCUGGUCCAAGCCUUUUCAACCCCAUAGCCAUUGGAAAGGUUGGGCUACCUUUUUGGCCCAGAAAGAAGUGAUAUACAGAUCAGAUUUGGGAGCGCGAUUUUGUGACGGUAUUUUGCACAAGCCCAUUUAUCUCAAAGUUAUUGUCAGUCCUUUCGGCGAGGCGUUGGUGCUCAACAAUACUAAUGUCUCUGGGUGUGGUCUUAUGAGAUGUUGGGGGAAAUUGGCCGUCUACUUUUGGCAACCCGUUCAUGACGAAGGCCGAGUGUGCAUAUGACAACCCAUUGAACCCUCUACGACGUCACUCACUUUACCACAGCAAUGAGCGAACCGUCAUGGUUCUUUCCUCCAACCGUCUGCAUUACAGUGGCAUCGACUCUCUCGUCCUUACCCACCAUCUCGACCAAAUUCGUGACACUGGCGUCGUUCUCCGCCGGUCCAACUGCGCCAAUUUCCAACAACUGCUUCACGACGUUAUCUACGUACACGACGCUCCCUUUACCCUUGGACAGCUUGACACCCCAAUCAAAGUAGGCCCAUUGAUUAUCCCAAUCUGCGUCGAUGAAGAUGAAAUCGAACUUCUCGCGCUUGCCAUGGUCGAUCUCCUUAGCCAGACGGGGCAGGAUAUCCAGCCCCGCCCCAAGCAGGAUGUCGACUUGGUCGGGGAUCUUGACGCCGGCAUACUUGAGGUUCUCGAUCGCCACAUCACGCCUGUCCGGGUUGAUUUCGACGCUGGUCAGUUUUCCACCAGCACCGGAAGUGUUGAGCGCCUGCGCAAGCCAUAGCGCCGAGUAGCCGCCUAGAGUGCCGAUUUCAAGGAUGUUCUUGGCCCGGGACAUGCGGGCUAGCAGAGAGAUGAAUUUGCCUUGAGAUGGGGACAGGGCGAUCUCCGGGAUGCCAUGAGCGCUGGUGUUGCUGUAGGCGUGUGUGAAGGCUGGAGUGGGUGGGAUGAGAAGCGAUUCGGUAUACUCUGUGAUCUCGUUGGCGUGGGUGACGGUUUCGACGGACAUUAUGGAAGAGAGACUUCGAGUGACUCUACAGUGUCAAUCCAAAGAGUUGAUGGAUGUCUGAAGAAUGUCUCGACAGGAUCUGAAGUUGAGCGAGCUUAUAUAGGCUGAUUCGAGGCCCAGCUCCGAGAGCAAGCAAGCAGGUUUCACGACAUGUGCUCAAAGACAAGCAUGCCUCCAGGCAGCAACGUUAUUGUCUGGACGAAUGUGUAUCGUACGAAUGAAUCGUGACGGAGCGGAUGCUGGCUGGGAG